Sinocyclocheilus anshuiensis is the source of this 3614-nucleotide messenger RNA. RefSeq names its product tripartite motif-containing protein 3-like. Gene Ontology annotation, biological process: proteasome-mediated ubiquitin-dependent protein catabolic process; protein polyubiquitination. Gene Ontology annotation, molecular function: protein binding; zinc ion binding; ubiquitin protein ligase activity. The transcript is spliced from 14 exons. The coding region runs from base 208 to 2532 and encodes 774 amino acids. The record is from RefSeq and is a predicted model, not a curated record. NCBI's taxonomy places the organism in Eukaryota, Metazoa, Chordata, Actinopteri, Cypriniformes, Cyprinidae.
UCACUGUCCCCUCCUUACCGACUCUCCCAUUCGGAGAAAAGGACUGCAGUUUUUCAUUUAAAAAAAAAACGUAAAACCCGGAUUAUUUACCCCGGGUUUAUUUAUCGGAUAUUGACAAUGAAAAACGCUUUCUCCCGUUAUUCAUGCUGACUCUUCUCCAAACCCGGCCCAAAUUUCACUCUGAGAGGCCUCUGUCUCUUCACUUGAAUGCCUCUCACGAUGGCUAAGCGGGAAAGUGGCAGCACCAGCCCGGUGGUGCGUCAAAUAGACAAGCAGUUCCUGGUGUGCAGCAUCUGUCUGGAGCACUACCACAAUCCCAAAGUCCUGCCCUGCCUGCACACCUUCUGCGAGAGAUGCCUCCAGAACUACAUCCCCCCUCAGUCCCUGACCCUCUCCUGCCCGGUGUGCAGACAGACCUCCAUCCUGCCUGAAAAGGGUGUUGCAGCACUGCAGAACAAUUUCUUCAUAACUAAUCUGAUGGAGGUGUUGCAGAGGGAGCAGGACUGCACCUGUCCUGAGGCCUCUAGUGGGCUGGAGUCAGCCGGUGCUGCUACAUAUGCCCCGCCCCUCUCCUGCCCCAACCACGAGGGCAAGGUGAUGGAGUUUUACUGCGAGUCUUGUGAAACGGCCAUGUGUUUGGAAUGCACAGAAGGAGAGCACAGAGAACAUGUGACUGUUCCACUGCGGGAUGUUCUGGAGCAGCACAAAGCUGCAUUGAAGAACCAGCUGGAUGCUAUUCGCAACAGGCUUCCUCAGCUGACUGCAGCUAUAGAGCUGGUAAAUGAGAUCUCCAAGCAGCUAACAGACAGGAAGAAUGAGGCAGUGACGGAGAUCAGCAAUACGUUCGAGGAACUGGAGAAAGCACUGCAUCAGCGCAAGACUACCCUCAUCACUGACCUGGAGAACAUCUGCAGCACCAAGCAGAAGGUGCUGCAGGCCCAACUCACUGCACUACUUCAAGGGAAGGAAAACAUCCAGAGCAGUUGUAGCUUCACAGAGCAGGCGCUAAACCACGGCAGCCCCACAGAGGUGCUCCUGGUGCAGAAGCAGAUGGGAGAGCGGAUGGGUGUUCUGGCCCGCCACGCCUUCCCUGAGCAGCCCCAUGAGAACGGCCACCUGGACUGUCAGGUGGAGACAGAGGGGCUGCGCCGCUCCAUCCAGAACCUGGGAGUCCUGCUCACCACCAGCGCCGUGGGGCACACCAGUGUGGCUACUGGAGAGGGUCUCAGACAUGCUGUUGUUGGACAAAAUGCCACUGUUACAGUGACCAGUAAGGACAAAGACGGUGAGCUAGUAAAGACUGGAAAUGCUGCACUGAGGGCUCAGAUCAGCGGUCCAAAUGGAACCGUCACCGAAACGGACAUAACAGACAACAAGAAUGGCACUUACGAGAUCGGCUACACUCUCCGCUCAGAGGGCGAGUUCUCCUUCUCUGUCCUGCUCUAUGGGCAGCCAGUGAGGGGCAGCCCCUUCCGCCUGCGGGCCGUCAAACCCUGCGACGCCCCGCAGUCACCCGAUGACGUGAAGAGACGCGUGAAGUCACCCGGAGGAGGUGGAGGGGGUGGAGGACAUGUGCGCCAGAAGGCGGUGCGCAGACCCUCAAGUAUGUACAGUACAACGAAGAAGAAGGAGAAUCCCAUUGAGGAUGAACUCAUCUACAGAGGGGGGACGAGGGGUCGAGAGCGGGGGGAGUUCUCCAACCUGCAGGGCAUCUCUACCACCAGCAACGGGCGGAUUGUGCUCGCUGACAGCAACAACCAGUGCAUACAGGUGUUUUCCAGUGAUGGUCAAUUCAAACUGAAGUUCGGGGUCAGAGGUCGCUCCCCUGGCCAGCUCCAGCGCCCCACUGGCAUUGCAGUGGACAUGAAUGGUGACAUUAUUGUAGCCGACUAUGACAACAGGUGGCUCAGCAUCUUCUCUCCAGAUGGCAAGUUUAAGAAUAAAAUCGGUGCAGGUCGGCUGAUGGGUCCUAAAGGAGUGGCCGUGGACAAGAAUGGUCAUAUUAUCACGGCAGACAACAAGGCCUGCUGUGUCUUCAUUUUCCAAUCCAACGGCAAGCUGGUGACCAAAUUUGGUGCCAAAGGAACAUCAGAGAGGCAAUUUGCAGACAAAAGUACUCCAAAUACACCGACAGAGCCAAAACAGAGUAAAUCUGGCCCUGCCUUCAGUCCUCAUUUUGUGGCCAUAAACAACAAGAAUGAAAUUGUUGUGACAGAUUUCCACAAUCAUUCUGUUAAGGUUUACAAUGCUGAUGGCGAGUUCCUGUUUAAAUUUGGCUCGCAUGGCGAAGGGAACGGCCAGUUCAAUGCACCCACCGGUGUGGCUGUAGAUGGCAAUGGGAAUAUUAUUGUUGCAGACUGGGGUAACAGUAGGAUACAGGUGUUUGACAAUUGUGGCUCUUUUCUGUCGUACAUCAACACGACGGCGGAUCCUUUGUACGGUCCGCAGGGUCUGGCUCUCACGUCAGAUGGCCAUGUGGCCGUGGCGGACUCUGGAAACCACUGCUUCAAAGUCUACCGAUACCUGCAGUAAACACUCACCGUGAUGGAAGAGUUCAUAUACUGUAAGCUCUGACAGUCUUCUUUGGCAUUUCAUGUUUUCCUUUGCACAAGUCUCUGCACACAAAUUUCCAGCCAUCUGACUCAUGCUGAUGUGAACAAACCCAGGGCUUCAUGAAUGUUGCAUCCCUAUUUGAUCAAUUUGCAUUGAUUUGUUUUAACAGUCACUUCCUAAAUGAAUGUAUACCGAACCCAAGCAAGUAAUAACACAGUCGCUGUGAAUAUAACAGUGAUCGAGGGCAGCUAUCGGUGUGCUUUCACAAAAGUCUUUCUUGAAAACCUUAAAAGCUGCUUGACAAACCCCUCUAAAUUGCAGGGAACAAAAUGGUGGUCAAUGUUUUCUGGGCAAAUCAUUAAUGCAACAGCUUAAGAAUGACCUGCGGAUGGCGCUAUCUCACAUCAAACUGGCCUUUUGUGCAUUGACUAGCAGUACAUGUGUAUGCGUUCGUAUCAUAUGGUGUAAAUCUGAUCGCCAUUGAUUUGCUGUAAUAUGGUUUUGGAGAUCCACUCUCUCUUAGUGCGCUGAAGCUCAAUAUUAAAGUAACCCGGCUGUCAAUGUGCUUUAGUAAAACUGCUUGUAGGUUCAUCGUGCCUCUGAUUUUAAAAGCUACGCCUAUACGUCACAUGGGCUUUCCACAUAGCACUGACCACAACAGCACAACUGACAUAUUGCAUGCGUUUUAUUCACGUAAAAAGGUUAUAAAGCAAGUUUAUUUAUUUUGUAAACAAUGGUUAAUAAUGUUAUUUUUCGAAGUUGAAGUGUUUUGUUUAUCUGCAGUUCAAUGCCUUCAGUGGUUUUCACAAGGUGUGCAAAGCUAACGUGUUGUGAAAUACAACCGAGUUUUUUUUAAUGCACAUGAUAGUCACCUUGUCAUUAAAGGGAAUGCAGAUAUGUCAUAUGAAGACACCGGAAAUAUGAACAUUAAAAAGGGAAAAUGAAGUCACACAGCCACAAAAUUCAUAAAAGAACAAUUUGCAGGGUACUUGCCAUAGUUUACCAUAUUACUGAAGCAUUUACUACUGUUUUUUUUUUAUUAUUUUUAUUUUGUUUUUCUA